Molecule: messenger RNA, 1719 nt
Organism: Pochonia chlamydosporia 170
Lineage: Eukaryota; Fungi; Ascomycota; Sordariomycetes; Hypocreales; Clavicipitaceae
Product: transcription factor tfiiib component
Exons: 1
Coding region: 1-1719 (572 amino acids)
Biological process (GO): RNA polymerase III preinitiation complex assembly
Cellular component (GO): transcription factor TFIIIB complex
Molecular function (GO): TFIIIC-class transcription factor complex binding
Source: RefSeq, a predicted model, not a curated record
AUGAGCUCUAUGUUCAAGAAGAAAGGCGGCCUCGCCUUCAAGCCCAAGGCUCCAGUCGCACGACCAAGAAGCGGCCCGGCGCCUUCCACCUCAAGAACAGCAGCACCCCAACCACCACAGCCCACGAUUGAUGAGCUUCCAGAGUCUACGCCAGAGGUCGCGUCGGAAAUUAUAGAGCAAAAACCAGGCCCUCCCGAAAUUUCUCAAAAGGGCUCUCACGACGCAGUCGAGAAAUCAACAGGAUUGGAAAACGAAUUACCAGUCGCACCGACUCGGCGAACCACAAGGCGAUCGUCACAAUUGGAGUCCAGCUCUAGACCACAAAUACGACCAGAGGCAUCAGCAGAGAAGAGUGUUGGCUCAGAGGUUACUCCCGCUACCCCAUCACAAUCAGGCCCAAGCACACGUACGCGGCGGCAAUCAGCCUCGAAACCCCCUCCACAGCCAUCCAUAGAAACACCAGAACAGCCCCCGCAGUCAGAGGAAGCUGCGGUACCGAAAUUGACAGAACCAGCUACAGCCGCCCAAAGUACUCCCGGUGCCGUCUCAGAAGAAUCAACAACUGUCACCAGAACAUCAACCAGGGCCUCUGCCAGAAAGUCAACAACCACGAACACCACCGAUGCCGCCACGCCAGCAACGGAAGGUGAACUGUCACGGCCCAAAAAACGCCAGCGAAAAACAUCCCGACAAGACGACAGCUCGGAAACACCGGCCCCAAGAAAACGCAAAACCAGCACACCCAAUGCCAAUGGAUCUCGAUCCAGUUCCCGACGCGCUCGGUCCCUAACGCCAGACGAUGCAGAAGACCAAAUCGUCGAUUUACAAAAGCUCAAAAUGUCCGAUUUGACACGGGACCUACGAAUCGGCAAGAAGUUCAGUCGUCACGAUGAACUGCGCAACCGUGAACGUCAGGCCCGUCUAAAAGCCAAGCUGGAAAAGGACGGCGACACACCCAGUGAUCCAGGUGUCUCUGGCGUACAAUCCCCAGCCCCAGACUCAACCAACGGCUCGACGACAAAACCCAAGAGCGGCACACCAGGAAGCACCACCACGCCGUCCGCAGCAGCAGCAGGCCCUCAAUUCCGCAUCGUCGAUGGCCAAAUCGUCGUCGACCAAUCCUCCCUCGUCAUGGACCGUCACGCCCGCGCAGCCGCCGCCCGCGCAAACGAGGACAUGGAAACCAUUGAAGAAAACGACUUCACGCGCCUUAUCACCUCCUCCUCCUUCAUGAACACCUCCAGGCUCAAAGGGCCGAAUGUCUGGACGGAUGUCGAAACGGAGCUCUUCUAUCGUGGUCUCCGUAUGUUCGGCACAGAAUUCGAAAUGAUUUCCAAAAUGUUCCCCGGCAAGCAACGCCGCCACAUCAAAUUAAAGUACAAUCGCGAGGAGCGGCACAAUCCCCACCGCAUAGACGAGGCAGUCAUGGGCGUAAAAACCACCAAGAUGGACAUUGACGAAUAUCGGGCCUUUACCGGCGCAGAAUUCGAAUCCGUAGAGACGAUAGAGGCGGAGCAGCGCAAGAUCCAGGAGGGUUAUGAAGCAGAGAGGCAGAGGUUGGCGGAUGAACAGGCCGAGAUUAUGAGGAAGAAGAAGGAGGAGUUGUUUGCGGAUGAGGACGGCGAGGAGGGUGAUUUCAAGAAGAAGCGCAAGGGGAAGAAGAAGGGAAAGCAGAGUAUCCAGUACGGUUUGAAUGGGGAGCCUAUCACUGGGGAAUGA